Molecule: messenger RNA, 1426 nt
Organism: Aegilops tauschii subsp. strangulata
Lineage: Eukaryota; Viridiplantae; Streptophyta; Magnoliopsida; Poales; Poaceae
Product: mitogen-activated protein kinase kinase kinase 18
Biological process (GO): signal transduction; protein phosphorylation
Molecular function (GO): protein kinase activity; ATP binding
Source: RefSeq, a predicted model, not a curated record
GAGCUCUCCACUUCAAAUCAAAUCGCAGAAGGGAAACCAAUCGAGCGAGCCAACAACUCGCAGCCACCACAAUUUCGAAAUACCUCCUGCCUGCCUGCAAGAAACGAGCGCCGAGAAAGAAAUGGAGGCGGCGGUCGGCGGCAGCUGGACACGCGUCCGCACGCUCGGCCGCGGCGCGUCCGGCGCCGUGGUGUCCCUCGCCGCCGACGACCUCUCGGGCGCGCUCUUCGCCGUCAAGUCGGCGCCCGCGGCCGCCGCGGACCAGCUCCGGCGCGAGGGCGACAUCCUGUCCGGCCUCAGCUCGCCGCACGUCCUGCCCUGCCUCGGCUUCCGCGCCGCCGCCGGCGAGUGUCAGCUCUUCCUCGAGUUCGCGCCCGGCGGCUCGGUCGCCGACGUCGCCGCGAGGAGCGGCGGCCGGCUCGAGGAGUGCGCCGUCCGGGCGUACGCCGCCGACGUGGCCAGAGGCCUGGCGUACCUCCACGGGAGGUCCCUCGUCCACGGGGACGUGAAGGGGAGAAACGUCGUGGUCGGCGCCGACGGCCGGGCGAAGAUCGCGGACUUCGGGUGCGCGAGGGCGGUGGGCUCUUUCGAUCGGCCCAUCGGGGGCACGCCCGCGUUCAUGGCGCCGGAGGUGGCGCGGGGCGAGGAGCAGGGCCCCGCGGCCGACGUCUGGGCGCUGGGCUGCACCGUCCUCGAGAUGGCCACCGGCCGCGCCCCGUGGAGCGACAUGGACGACGUCCUCGCGGCGAUGCACCGGAUCGGCUACACGGACGCCGUGCCGGAGGUGCCCGCGUGGCUGUCCGCAGAGGCGAAGCACUUCCUGGCCAUGUGCUUCGCGAGAGACGCCCGCGACCGGUGCACGGCGGCGCAGCUGCUGGAGCACCCGUUCCUGGCAUCCGCCGGCUGCGGCGUGAAGCCGGAGGAGGCGGCGACCAAAUGGGUGUCCCCCAAGAGCACGCUGGACGCGGCGCUCUGGGAGUCCGACACCGAAGACAACGACGAAGGCAUUGCAGAGAGCCCCGCCGAGAGGAUCAGAGCAUUGGCAUCCCCUUCCUCGGCAUUCCCGGACUGGAGUUCAGACGAAGGCUGGAUCGACGUGCUCAACGAGAGCCGUGGAGCUUGCGAUGCCGCCGCCGAGGACGAGCGCGCAUCGUCGGGCGAAGAAGCGUUUGCAACGGAGGCCGAACUCUCCGGGUCUGCAUACGUGGAGGAUACCGAUCGUGUUGGCACUGUAGGAUUAACUACUCUCUCAGCUGAGCAGCAGAAUGACUUUUGUUCGGGCCUCUUCAGUGACCCACCUGUAUUUCCUGUGAACAGUGCCUUCCUUGAUGAAAGUGAAAUAACAGAAGCGUUAUUGCAUCGAACUAUAACUAUUACUGUCCCCAUUUCAAUCCCUUGUGUGCGCGCUUAAUUGUUUCCGCCGAAC